AUGACAAGGAUGCAGAGAUCCUUCAGCACGAUUGCAACAGAUUGGGAUACUGAAAUUUCAAGAGCAGCGGAUCCUGGUGAUUCUUCUUCUGUGAUUCCAUCCAAGGAUUCAGGAGACAUUCCCUCAUUUGAUGAAUGGAAAAAGAAAGUGAUGGAAGAAGAAAAAGAGAAAAGCCAGUCAUUGCAUACCUCUAGUGGUGUCCUACAUUCUGUGAAAAAGCUACAGAAAAACUUCAAUAACUAUGCCUCUGUGGAGUGUGGAGCCAAAAUUCUGGCUGCAAAUCCAGAAGCAAAGAGCAAUUCAGCAAUUCUAAUGGAAAAUAUGGACCUGUACAUGUUAAACCCAUGCAGCGCAAAAAUCUGGUUUGUAAUAGAGCUGUGUGAGCCAAUCCAAGUCAGACAGCUUGACAUUGCAAAUUUCGAGUUAUUUUCUUCUACGCCAAAGGACUUUCUGGUUUCCAUCAGUGACAGAUAUCCCACUAAUAAAUGGGUUAAACUAGGAACAUUCCAUGCUCUGGAUGAGAGAACUGUGCAAAGCUUUCCUUUAGAUGAGCAAAUGUAUGCCAAGUAUGUCAAGAUGUUCAUCAAAUACAUAAAGGUGGAAUUAGUAUCGCACUUUGGGUCAGAACACUUCUGUCCCCUUAGCCUCAUAAGGGUGUUUGGUACCAGCAUGGUUGAGGAAUACGAAGAAAUUGCAGAAUCACAGUACAAUGCAGAACGCCUUGAAUAUCUUGAUGAAGAUUAUGAUUACCCACUGGAUUAUGGCACCCGAGAAGAAAAAUCCUCAAAAAACCUACUCGGUUCAGCCACAAUUUCAGUCAAUGGAAGUAUUAGAUCUGAGAAUGAAACUACAAAAUUGGAUGUACCUGUGCCUGACUCUAGCCCCACCUCUUCAAUGCCAGAGCCAGAUGUAGGUGAUCAUUCUGUGACUGAGGAAGCUGGUGAACCAGAGAGAGCACCUUCCGAUUCAAGUACUCGUAAGGAGAGUCUAAUUGUCCAAUUGGUACAUGAAGAUGAUGAAGAACUGGUAAAUCGGCAGUCAACUGUCACACUUCUAAAACCUGAAGAUGAUGACUAUGAUUAUAAUAAAGGCAGCUGGCAUGAAACUGAAACACAGAUGUACUGCAGUGAACUGCCCACUAUUUCUUGUAUUUCUAGUUUCCCUGAGUACAUUUACAAAUGCUGCUUUCUUGCUGCAGCCCUCCAACGGCAACGCAGUGUGACGUUUGGUGGUGAAACCAUCGAACCAGUUUCUGACAUCCAGCUUCUAACUAGGCAAGAGGAGCCUCUUUUAGUAAAUGAAACAAAAGAAACAGGGGGCGAAUUGGACAGCUUGAUGCCUGAAAAAGUGUCUACAAUUAGCAAUGAAAGUCAGUUUAGUACUAAUUUGUCCGAGAAUUUAUUUAAUCACACUGACUCUAUUGAGUUGGAACCCAGCCAUCCUCCACCUGCUUCGCAUUCUCCUGAAGUCAGUACAUCUGAUAUAAAAUAUGAUGUGAAAUGUACUGCCAUUCUUCAAAGUUCUCAUCAUGGUAUCACUGACACACUGGCUGACCAGGUCCAUCUUCAACCAGAGCUUACUGUACCUAUUCUGGAUCAAGGUACAGAACCUAAACUGGAGACACCACAAAAAGAAGCAACUAAAGGUCUAGAAGAAACUUUGCUCAUAUUAGAAACUGAAACUGCUAAUGAGACUAGUUUGGGGGUUUUAUUAAAUGGGUCUGUGAAUGCAAACCAAGAAACUGCUCAAGUACCAAUAACCCCCACAGUACCUAUACAGACAGCUGAUACUGUAGUCGAAUAUCCAACAACUGAGAUUCAGAAUGAAACAGCUAGUGGUAAAAGUACCUUGGUAGAAUCGGAAGUACCUUUGCUGCCUUCAGGUUCAGAUAUGUCAUCAGCAACAGAGAUAAAAGAUGAAGAACAAGCUGCAGAAGAUAUCCUCCUGUCUGUUCCAUCCUCAAAUGGGCUAAACAGAACAGUUACUGAUUUCUAUGCAGAAUUGCACAAUGUUACUGAUUUGGGAUACACUAACGGGAAUCAAGUACAUGGAUCCAACCAAAAGGAAUCUGUAUUUAUGCGUCUCAACAACCGUAUUAAAGCAUUAGAAAUGAACAUGUCGCUCAGUAGCCGCUAUCUGGAAGAACUGAGUCAGCGGUAUCGCAAACAAAUGGAAGAAAUGCAGAAGGCAUUUAACAAGACCAUUAUAAAACUACAGAACACUUCAAGAAUUGCUGAGGAGAAGGAUCAAAGGCAAACUGAAGCAAUUGGUUUACUUCAAGGACAACUUGCAAACAUGACAGAACUGGUUAGAAAUCUAUCUGAAACAGUGAUAAAACUGGAACAUGAGGUUGCAGACCGCCAGAGCUACCUUGUGGUUUCUUUAGCUCUCUGUAUAAUUCUCGUAAUACUGCUUUGUGUGCAGCGAUGUUGGAACAGACCGAUAUCACAUGACAUUCACUCACCUACCAUUCCCAAAAGCAAUCACUACCCAAGCCCAAAAAGAUGUUUUUCUUCCUAUGAUGACAUGAAUCUUCGCAGGCGAACAUCGUUCCCCCUUGUUCGGUCAAAAUCAUUUCAGUUACCUACAACAGAAGUGGGCCCAGAUGACUUGUACAUUGUAGAACCGCUAAAGUUUUUACAGGACAAUAAAAAGAAAAAACGCUGCAGAGCGAAAACAGAGAAGGUUCAAACCACAAAACCUACAGAGUCUGUAAUUCCAAUAGUUAACGGCGGGAUAAAACCUUGCAAACCUCUUUCAAAUCCAAGUGACUUUUCUACCACGGGUGUUGUCUACAGUUCUUCUCACAAAGGUCCCCCAUCUGAAGGGGGUUCAGAGACCUCCUCGCAAUCAGAAGAAUCCUAUUUCUGUGGAAUUUCAGCCUGCACAAGCCUCUGCAAUGGACAACCACAAAAGACUAAAACUGAAAAACGAUCUUUAAAAAGGAAGAAGUCAAAGGUCACAGAUCAAGGGAAGUUCAUUAGUAACUUGAUACAGACUAAAUCGGGAUCAAUGCCAAGUUUGCAUGACAUAAUAAAAGGAAACAAAGACAUUACAGUGGGAACACUUGGUGUCCCAACAGUUUCAGGCCAUGUGUGAUUGUGAUUUGUCGACUUGGGGUUAGAACUAUCUCUUCCUGCUCUGUGUUAUGGUUUGCAAGGUACUUUUUUUGCCUUGCAGUGUCUGAACUUCAAACUACUAAUCUGCCAAUGCGAGAGUUUUCAGGGUAGAGAGUUGCACUUUUUCCACUGUCUCUCGGGAAACAGCACGUUUAUUUUGAAGGGUUCGUAAGAUGGAAGAUGAGUCUCUAACUUGGCAAGACGUGGAAUUAAUUGGAUGGAGAAUCAGCAUAAUUAACUGGUUACAGGUGGAACAGGUUUUAAACCAUAACUUCUGUGUCGAGCUGUAUUCCUGUUUCUUGCACCUUUCCAUAUUUGUGCCUUUGUAUAUUUAUAAUGUAGCUGAAAGAUGGAAUAUUCCAUCUCCGAUUUACCUUGGUGUUCAGCUUUCCUUUUUAAGUAUACAGAAUUUGACAGUGUAACACUAUAGUGCUGCAGAGAUGGCCUGCGCAUAGUCAGUUGAACUUAAAUUCCAAAAGUAAAAUGAAAAAGGUUACAGGACAGUGGGAGGGAGUUUCAAUGAAUUUUUUUGCCCAGCAAAUUGAUUUUUUUAUAUUCAUUUCCUUGUAGGUGAACUGAUUAAAUUGGUUACAGAUUUGUGUGCAUUUACCCUGGUACUUUCACAUCCUGGUACAGUGUUUUUAUUUGAGAUAUAUAUUAGAAAGGUGAUGUGUGAAAAUGCGUUUUUUGAAUGUAUAUAUUUGUGAGUGAAUGAGCAUUUGAAGAGAGCAUUCUUCAAUGGUGGGACAUACAUGAGAUGUUUAAAUCAUUAACUUAUAGUUCAAUGUGCACUUUCACUUUUUUUUUAUUCCAAUGCCUUUUGCUGAAUUGGAGUUUGUCAUAGCUUGUGUAACUAAUUUAAUACUGGAUUUCAAGUGUUCUGUGUCCUGUCCACCCCCUACCCCCAUUGGGUUUUACUCCAGUGAGGUAAUCUUACCCAGCUGAUCUGCAUAUUAGCCAGUUACAGCACUUGAGGACCGUUUAUGGGCUUGAGAGGGUCCAAAGUUGAGCAACAUUAUUUAUGUUUUUAAAAUUUGUCAUGUUUUGAGUGCUAUGCACAUCACUGUGGAACAUGAGCAUAAUGUGACUGCAGAGCUGUAGUGCCAUUAGAAAACUGUGAAUUUCUAAAUAAAACUGAACACUUCAUUGUC
Messenger RNA from Rhincodon typus (whale shark), 4270 nucleotides. RefSeq names its product SUN domain containing ossification factor (gene suco). Lineage: Eukaryota; Metazoa; Chordata; Chondrichthyes; Orectolobiformes; Rhincodontidae. The record is from RefSeq and is a predicted model, not a curated record. Gene Ontology annotation, biological process: protein folding in endoplasmic reticulum; regulation of bone remodeling. Gene Ontology annotation, cellular component: cytoplasm; membrane. Bases 1 to 3099 code for a protein of 1032 amino acids. The transcript has 18 exons.